Messenger RNA from Hemicordylus capensis (graceful crag lizard), 10191 nucleotides. It is a transcript of the gene NOPCHAP1, whose product is annotated as NOP protein chaperone 1. Lineage: Eukaryota; Metazoa; Chordata; Lepidosauria; Squamata; Cordylidae. Gene Ontology annotation, biological process: box C/D snoRNP assembly. Gene Ontology annotation, molecular function: box C/D methylation guide snoRNP complex binding. The coding region runs from base 70 to 543 and encodes 157 amino acids. The transcript has 4 exons. The record is from RefSeq and is a predicted model, not a curated record.
UUGCAUCUUCCGGUUUUCUUUCCUCUCGAAGCGGUGCGUGUGCGUGUGCAAGACUCUGAAGGGAGGUGAAUGGCGCUGAAAGGAGAUGGCGCGUGUUCUGUUGGAUCCCGGGAUCUUCUUUCUGUGGGAGUUGGAGGAGGUUUUCAUGAGACAUUGUUGCUGAAUUCAAAACAUGCUAAGAAGGCGGCCAUGAGGUUACAGACCGUUAAGGUGCCAAGGAGCAACCUUUUGGAUAGGGUACAGAACUUUCUGCCACAGAUGGCCAAUGCAAAUAACGAACUAAGAAGAGAAAUGGAAAGCGCUCCAGUUCAAGAGUUUGAUAUUGAACAUGUAGAUGCUUCGACUGAAAAUGUUAUUGAAAUGAAUGUAGCUCUGGUUGAAUUGAAUGGUUCUGAUACAGAGGAAGAGGAUGCAGUCUCAGAAGAUGACUCGGAAUGUGAGGACAGCUCUGCCUGUGAAGAAGUCACUGAGGACAACAUCAGACUUCCUAAACCAAAAGGGGAAGGCAGAAUAGAAAUUGUGGACAGUAAAACCAAUGAGUAGAUUUAUUUUUAAAAAAAUAUACCCUUCCUUUUGGAAAGCUAGUUUGUUUCAGGUUGUAUUGCCUGCAGACUAUCUUACUAUCUGCACAAAUUGCUGAGAGGCAUGUAAGAGUUCUUGGCUGGUCCAAAUCCAAAGGUGGAAGUGAAAAAGAAAGCACUGUUUUCUUCAGGUCAGCAUAGAAUGUAACAUUAGAUUGGAAAGAGAAGUGACUUAAGCCAGGUAUUAUUCUUGAGAACCAAUUGUUGGGAAUUUCAGUUGAGCCAGUUCCUAGAUUAUGGAUUAUUUGGGAAUGCUUCCUAAAUGUGUGAGAACUGUUCUACUGAUUAGGUGGAGUUGUGAUGGCCGCACCAACCACUGCCCUAAAUAUGCACCUGGGAUGAUCCCUGUGGUGAGUAGUUCUUGCAUGUUAUGGCUAAUGCUGUGCAGAAGCACUUUUGGCAACUUCAAUGUGGGGUAGGUAUAACAUAGGAGCUGGUCCUGGGACUGCUAAAAGGGAGAGAGAGAGAACUCUACAAGGGGGGUUAGUCUUCUGGGUAAGAAGCAGCGGCUGGGAUGAAUUCAAAAUGUCUGUUCUCUCUGCAAGAGCAUGAGAGAUGACUUUGAAAGUUUAGCCUAUGUUUCUGAUUAUCUGAGCAUUUGUGCUUUUUUUUUUAAUAAGGGCAAGAAACUGCCUACAUUUAUUCUGUUCAGUUCUUAAUCUGAAUUCUAAAAUAUGUAGAGUAUUUGGGUAGUAUCUAAUCUAGCAGUCAUAUGAAUUUGGGAUUAAAGAAAUAACUAUCUUUUUUUUUGCUAAGAUGCCUUCCAUUUUCUUCAGUAUGAAAUUUCCAGACUGAUCAGAGAUAAUGUUUUGGUCUUAAGAUAAUUUUCUGAACAAUUGUUAAAAAGGUCUCAGUUGAUUAGAGUCCAACUUCUGUUGCAGAACUUUCAACCAGUUCUUAUUUGGCAAUAGUAGAUUUCGACAAAACAUUGUGUAGGAAAGACCAAAUAGACUGAAAUAUUGUGGAAAUGUCAGCUGUUCCCCCAAAUAUUCCAGUUGAAAUGACUUGGGAGUGUACAAGAAGGCAUAAGCCAAAUCUCUUUAAGUUCUGAUGAUCAUGUGUAAAAAUGGGGCAGUUUGGAAAAACCAUUGUAGUGCGGUGCCAGCUGUCUCCUGUUGCUCCAAAGCAGGGGUUUUCAGCUUUUAAAAAAACUGUACCCUUCCCUCUCAAAGCUUCGGCUCAAGUACCUCACACUUAAAUGUUACAGUUUUGAGAGAUUACUACAGUCGUUGACUCAAAUCAGAGUAUGUUACUCAUAUGUACUCCAUUUGGGAAGGAGAUGGGCUGCAGAGUGAGGGCAUAUAGGGGGUCCCUGGGCAUAUGCCACCCACCCUUCCUUUAAAUCCAACCCUGUGUUCCACAUACCCUCCACAGGGCUUUGAAGUACCCUUUGAAGGGUUCAUGUACCCCAGUUGAAAACCCCUGCUCUAAAGGGUUGGAGGAGGCAGCCAGCCCAAUGCUUGCUUGAGCUAGAAAGAACAGCGGAGGGAGGGGAACCUGGCUGGCAGGAAGAGAGGGAAGUGUGACUGCAGAAAUAUUUUCCAGAUUGUACAGUACUGAAUAACAAAUUCAGACACAAAAUUAAUUGGAUAUUGGCAUUCACACCUAUGCAGAUUAUAUAUUCUUCAUUGGCAAGUUGGUUCUAAAACAUUUACCAUAGCUUUUAUAUGCAUAGUUUAACACAGAUUUUGAGCUCUUUCUGUCAUACAAAAUCUUAAUAAGUGCACUUCCUUGAAUUAUAUACAGUGUUUAUGGCCAGCUGGAUUUCUGUGCUGCUUAAUAUGCUGAAUUUACAGGAAGGAAAGAACUUAAUGCUGGUGUAGUCCACAUUUUUAGAAAUCCCAUCCUAUUUUGCUUCUUCAGGGAAACAAGGAAUAUAGUAUGUAGCUUCUCUCUUAGGGGACCAGAGAUUUCAGUAUGCUGAUAUGGAGGUACUUAUCCCACCACUGGAUGUUUGGUAGUCUUGUAGGUGAGCAUUUAGGUUAACUGCAGUGAAUGGUGGAGAUAACAAAACAAAAGGGACUACAGAAGAGGAGAAGAUACUUCACAGUGCAGUCUGAUUCACAAAUGAUCCUAACAAAUACAAGAUUCCACUGAUGGAUCCACAUACGUAUCUGGCAAUAAGUGGCGCAGCGGGAGGAGAUGUCUCAUUUCUGCUGUAAAUGCUACUCUUCCUUUGCUGGUUGGCAUCAAUGCCAGUAGAGUUCUGUCACACUUCUGCUGUUUGUGCUUCUGUAGUCUUGCCUUGAGUUUAAGGAAGUAUUUUAAAGUUGAAUCUGUUAGCAAUGGAAUUGCUUUGCCACAUAAGCUGAGAUGCUUAAUACUCCACUGUUACAGCUUUUGUUCUGAGAUACUCAUGAAGUGCUUCUUCACCUAAGAAGAAGAAAAGGAGGGGGGGGAUGUUAAACGGUUGUAGCUUGGACUCCCCCCACCACCAAUAAUCUUCCUCCCCUGCAAAAUCAAAUCUGCUUUCUCAUUUCCAUAUAUACUUGGCUGCACUGAAAUGGGCACUGCAGAAUCAGAUCUAUCCAAGCAAUAGCUUUCAAACUUUCUACCUUCAGAAAAAAGGAAUGUGUAUUGUAGAAGAUUCUGGGGCACGUUCUAGGAUGCAUGCUUAUUUCAUAUAGGUUAUUACCUAGGUCACUUGGGCUUCACUCACCAUCACCCUGUAUGAACUAAGAUGGUACCCAAAAACACAUCUAGUAUUUUCUGCAACUGUACAUUUCAGGGUAAGGUCAGUAGUGGUGGGCAAGCUGAAUUUGCAGAAGCUUCCCUAUUUCUAUUGAGUUUCCCUGCAACAAAGUUUUAAACAUGCAUGCCCAGGAAAGCAACUCUAGAAGAAAAGCUAACCUGCAAACGUCUGAAUGUACUCUUCAUUUUACAAAGUAAAAAGCCUUUUUGGAUAUUCACCAAGUAAGACAACUUACCUAAAUCUUUUCCAAAGCCAGACUGUUUAAAUCCACCAAAUGGAGCUGCCACAUCAGUUUUGUUGUAAGUGUUGAUAAACACUGUUCCAGCUUCUAGUUUGUCACUGAUAUAGAGAGCUUUGCUUAUGUCUUUAGUGAAAACUCCUGAAGCCAAGCCAUAUUCUGUACUGUUGGCUCGUUCUAAAACACCAUCAAUAUCCCUACAAUUAGAGAAUUGUUUAGGCAACAUAGAGACUGUACCACAGACCCUCAUCUAGCUAUUCAUGUUCCUUUUCAUUAACAGAUUCUCUAUACUAUUUUUUUCUGGCUUCCUUUUAUUAUGUUUUAGUGGCUAGGUUAGAAUGCUGCCUUUGCUACUAGAUCAUCCACUGGGGGGCAGCCUGUGAAUGUAGCAGUGACCCAGCGUCACUUUCUGUAAUAACAGCUAGUUCAUCUCACAUACGUUAACAUCUUUAUGCAUAAUACAACAGAAUAACAGUAUUAAUUAACCAACCAGAUCAGGACCUACCCAUCUUUGAACUUGGAAAUAACCAUUACAGGACCAAAAGAUUCUUCACGUGCAACAUACAUAUGGUCUUCAACAUCUGUCAAUAUGGUAGGUUCCAUGAAGAAACCUGAUCAAAGAGAAGGCAGAUAGUGCAUCACGCAUGGAGUCUUGACAUUCUCAGGCAUUUCAGUCUUGGUACAACUGUGAUCAGGGGCGUAACUAUAAUAGGGCAAGGGGAGACAGUUGUCUGGGGGCCCACUGGCUUAGGGGCCCCCCCAGAGGCAAGUCACAUGACUGACUCCCCCAGCCGCGCACCCGUCCGGGCUUCCUUCAGUUGUAUUCAUCCUCCAAAAUGGAUGUGAGUGUUAAGACCUGGAGCUACCAGAACAGCAUGUCUUUCUCUAGUACCGUUAAAUGUCUUGCAUCGUCCACAAUUUACAAAACUUAAAAAAAAAUAAUUUAGGAUGAUGUUCUAUUGUGGCACAUAGGAGAUAGAUAGAUGCUUUUUGUUACCACUAUUCAGCCUCAUUUAAGAUUUCUUUACUUCAUGAGCUGAGCUUCGGGGGGUGGGGGCAUUUUAAAAUCUUGUCUCUGGGCCCACUCCAACCUUGCUACACCCCUGACUGUGAUGCUAUGAAGCAUACUUCUUCCCCAGUGGAGAGGCCAGCCAAAAGCCUCUGGGUGCCUGCACAUUGACUCUCACUGAAUUUUCUCUUGAAUUUGGAGAGUUUCCUCUUCUCAUUGUUCUGUUCAUAUGGACAUGUAUGACAUAGCAUAACAAAUGCCCCCCCCCCCCCCGGCACUCUCCUUGUAUAGUGCUAUAUGUCCCCCUCAUAAUAGCUUACAACACUCUUCCAUGCUUUUUCUGCUGCAUUCUCCUCUUUUUCAAAUCAAUAGAGGGUGAAGGGAGUGGUGAAUGGAGGGUUAGUAGAAGGGCAGCACCCCAGCUAAUCUGCCAUCUAAGGUGUCUGUCUCAGGAAAGGCUGUGGGAGUUCAUAUAGUGAUAUGAGAAGCUACCUUAUGAAUAGCUUAUUUAGGAUUUUAACAUUUACUGCAGUGGUUGAUUACCCAAUUUAUUAUUUUUUCAUACAUGUCCAUAUGAACAGAACAGUUUGGAAGUGAAGAAAGAAAUUUUGCGGUUGUGCUCUGCAAACUUGUGCUAACACUAGCAGAAGAGAAACCAUCCAAAUUCAGUGAGAACCAAUGUGCUGUAGUGACCAGGGAGAUCUGAGUUUAAAUCUCCGUUCUGCCAUGAAGCUCACUGGUGACUGGGCCAGUCACUUAUCUCUCAGCCUAACUUGCCUCAGAGGAGUUGUGAGCAUAAACAUUACUGUGUACUCUGUUCUGGGCUCCUUGGAGGAACAUCGGGAUAUAAGUGUAGGUACACAAAAUAAAUGUCGUGCAAGAGAUUCGCUGUUUGCACAUAUAUAUGCUUGUGCAAAAGGCUGUGCAAGGAAUUCCCAAUUUAAUUAGAUAAUCUUUGUUACAGUCACUACAAAAUUUGAUUAUAUAUGGGGUUGGACAAGGAAUUCCACAUUUAAAUAUGGGGUUGGGCAACAAAUUAUACAUAGGUUGCACUAGUGCAGGAACUAGCCUGCAACAGGUGAAUUCCUUCAUGCAAAGACUAUGUACCAUGUCCUUAGGCUAAUGCAACAGCAUUAGCAUAAACUAGUGCAAGACUAACCUGGAUGCUACCUAUUAUUUCUUUAAGAUGACAAGCACAUAUACUGCAGUAGUCACCAUCUUAGGGAGAGGCAAAGUAUUCUUCUAAAUGGUCACCUGCCUCAGUCAGUAUUUGUAAAUGCUUGUAUUAAAAAUAAUUAAAUUAUUGUGGCCAAGCAGGAGCAUAUUUAUUGACAGACUGAUUGAACUGAUGAAUCAACUAAACAAUAUAGGUCUGUUUCAGAUUUUAGUUUACCUGGUCUACAUACUUGUCUCCCUCCAUACACUAGUGUAGCUCCCUCUUUCACUCCAGUUUCACAGUACUCCAGAAGCUUUUCCAAAUGUGCCUUAUGGUUUUGUGGCCCGUGGUCUGUGGAUCUGUCAAGUGGGUCGCCAAUUUUCAUCUUUUUGGUUUCUUCCACCUUAGAGGUUAUCCAACGAAAGGAAAAAGUUUAGUAUACAAGACACUGGCAGAUUGGGGCAAUAAUGGCAUAACCUUAUCCAAAGCAGUAGUGCAUUCAUGGUGGUUAACAGUACUUGACAGUUGUCCCUCUAUCUGUUCCACUUGCUGCUUAGCUCCCAUAUGAAGGAACAGCAGCAAAUGUUCCUCGCUUUGAAGCUAAAGAGCAAGCCUUUGAAUGGGCUAGCCAUGCCUCCUGCCCACACUUGGGAAAACUGCAUGAGCUGCUAGUGUGUUCUAGUUGUGCCACACUCUGGCUGGAGGAUAACACUAACUCAGCAGGUGGAUUUGCAUUGCCAAUUGCUUCCUUGCCCCAGCACUCUGUGGUCAGCAAUCCAUUCCAUAAGCCACUGUUGCAGGAAGGUGGGAUGACACAGAAUUGCACUGGGAACGACUUAGAAUGAGGUUUAUAUCAAUAUAAUGUUGGAGAGGUUGGACUGCGAGCCAAAAUUGUAUGGUUUUCCUUUCCUGACAGGUGUCCUACUUAAGCAGCUUAUGUUUGGUGGUCUUUUCAAAAUAUUUAGUUUAAACAAUUAUGUUCACUGUGUAAUCCUUAACUGACACUGUGCAUUAUGAUGUAAUAUUCUGUGUGUGGGAUGGUGACCCACAGGGUUUGGUUUCCUGAAGCAUGGAUGUAUCUGUCUGCUUGCUAUGCCAUAUUUCACUGGUGUAUAGAUCCACAUGAUCUUGUAGAAAUCUUUGCUGGAGAUAAACAAAGAAGCAAAAGCAGUAGCAGCCUCAGUAGACCCUGACCCUGUCCCUCCUUACCACAGCCCUGAGCUCCCAUUGUACCCUCAGUGUUACACUUGGUAAAUGCACAUACAGACACUUUCAAAUUAGAUGUCAUUUUUCAAAAAGAGUCAAGUCACUUGGAAAAAAUUUACCACUUCAGAAGGACAGUGAAAACCAAAUACAAUGAAAAUGUGGCUUAGCCCUAAUUAUAAUAGAGACAAAGGAAUGGACACAAUGCAGUGGAAAGGCUGCUGGACAAGAACUGGGGAGACCCAGGUUCAAAUCCUCAUUCAGACAUGAAGCUCACUGGGUGAUCUUGAGUCAGCCACUAUCUCUCAACUAACCUUGCAGGGUAGUUGUGAGAACAGAAUGGGGGAAAGGAAAGAAUCACAUGCCAUCUUUACCUCCUUGGAGAGAAGGUAAGGAGAUAAAUGUUUAUACAUGCACAUGCAUGCACACACAACCAGGAAACACUAGUGUAAAAGUUUAGGAUUACAGUGUUUAAAAUAAUUCAAGUUUAAGAAUCGACUUAGUUUUAACAUUCUUACCACUUUCCUAAUGAAUUCAUCAUGAAUGGAUUCUUCCACAAAGAGUCUACCAGCCGCAAUGCAGUUCUCCCCUUUGUUAAAGAAAACUGCCCCCAUGCCCUACAUCAGAAGAGAAAGAAAAUUCCAUGAUAGUGUUUUUGGUUACCUUGAAGUAUUAUCCCUUAGCUUCUACCGCCCCAACACAACUCCACCAUAACCCCACUUUGCAUGAAUCAAUGGGGAAGUAAAUGGGUUGAGUUCAAUAUGGGGUUAUUGUGGCACAAGUCCCUCUGUCUAAAGUGUUUUAGGGCUUUCCCUUUAGACAAAAGACUGGAAAAAUUUAAAGCUCAAGGGGCAGCAUCAAGGCUAGUCUUGCAUGAGGGGAAGACACUUAUAGCCCUAAAUGGCUUAGGACCAAGAUAGUUGAAGGACCUCUAUCACGAAUCUGCCCAACCCAUGAGAACAUCUUGAGUGUGUCUCCUCCCACUGCAGGUGCAUUGGGUGGCCAUGCAAGGGACAGUUUUCUCAGUGGCUGCUCCUGUCCUGUGAAACUCCCUAGGCUGGCAGGCCUGCCUGGCCCCCAAUUCAGAGAGUUUCAGUGGCUAGCAAAAACCCAUUUUUUCCAGCUGGCAUCCCCUAAGCAUGCCUGAUGUUUGCUUUUGUUUUUUCUUCUCUGUUCAGUAUCCCUCAUGACUCUUAUUGUGUUUUCUAUUGUACAUUAUUGUUUUCAGUUAUGUAAGCUGUCUUGAGUUGCAAGACACAAAAAUUGGAAAUAAAUAAGAGGAAGGGGUGGUUUUUGCCAGCCUCCUCCCUCUGUAACUCCCUGUGUCCCUUCCCCAACAAUAUGUCCCUGAGGAUUGGGGGACUCUCAGGGAUAUAUUCUCAGAGAUGUAGGGGACUGCAAGGGGAAGGUGCAUUAAUAAAUAUAGCCCCUCCCUUCUUGAAUCUUCUGUUCAUGCAAAUCCUAAUUGGAUGCAGCCCAAGAUUUUUACUUUAUAAUACCCUAAUAAGUAAUAGUUCUAACAAACAAAUAAUAAACAAACAAAAGAAUUCUAUCUUAAAAUGUGCCGUUGAGUUGGUGUCGACUCCUGGUGACCACGGAGCCCUGUGGUUGCCUUUUGGUAGAAUACAGGAGGGGUUUACCAUUGCCAUCUCCUGCACAGUAUGAGAUGAUGCCUUUCAGCAUCUUCCUAUAUUGCUGCUGCCUGAUAUACUGUAGGUGUUUCCCAUAGUCUGGGGAACAUACCAGCUGGAAAUCGAACCAGCAACCUCCAGCUUGCUAAUCAAGUCAUUUCCCAUCUUACCCAAACUAUAACACACUAUUUACAUUAUAAUAGAAGCAGAGGUCUUUCCCCCCCUUUUGGUUUUAUCCAAUGCAUUUUUUUGGGGGGAGGGGAAUAGUAAUCCAAUAAUGAUAAGAGAUUAUAUGCAAUAAGAAUCACCAUUCCCACUGUGAAUUCCUUAGAGAAUGGCUGUAACAAAACACAACAUCCUUCUGCUAGCCUGCACAGGCUAGCAACAGUGCGGCAGUGUGUUGUUUUUUUUCAGAGAGUAAGGACAGAUAUAUAUUUAUCCAGACAAGUGACUUUGCAGUUCCCAUAGAGAUGACCCUUCUAAGGGCUGAAUAGGUAAAGGUAGGUAAAACCACUUCCACACACGAGAAGAACAGAUGAUAUGGGUCACUAUAUAUUUAGGGACCCUCUUUGUCUCUGGACUCUCUUCUAAAUUCUCCUCAGCUGCUCUCUCUUCAACUGCCUUUCCCCCCAACAUUCUAUAAUCCCCACCCCUUCCCUCUGGCUGAAUUCAGCAAGCUGAUUUACCUACCACUUGUGGGGCACAGAGUGUGGGGAACCACACACUUUCUUAGGAACAUAGGAAGCUGCCAUAUACUGAGUCAGACCAUUGGUCCAUCUAGCUCAGUGUUGUCUUCACAGACUGGCAGCAGCUUCUCCAAGGUUGCAGGCAGGAAUCUCUCUCAGGCCUAUCUUGGAGAAGCCAGGGAGGGAACUUGGAACCUUCUGCUCUUCCCAGAGUGGCUCCAUCCCCUGAGGGGAAUAUCUUACAGUGCUCACACUUCUAGUCUCCCAUUCAUAUGCAACCAGGGUGGACCCUGCUUAGCUAAGGGGACAAUUCAUGCUUGCUAACACAAGACCAGCUCUCCUUCUUCUACUCAAUUCCCCACCCCCUGUCUUUUCAAGAUGCAGGGAGCAGGACAAGUGGCAGGAGGAGGAAUGACAUGGUGGCACUACUGCCACUGCUAAGGACAAUCACAUGGUAUGGCGUAGCGAGGCAGGUAGAAAGGUGGUGGAAGGCAUCCCUUACCACCACCUCUGCUAGUCCACUGCCUGAGGUGGCUACCUCUCCACACCUCAUUAGUAGGCCAGCCCUGGGGAAUGGCUAGACUGACAAACCUGCUACAUCAGGGCUGCACAACUUCGGCCAUCCUGCAGAUGUUAAAAACUCCCAUCAACCCUGACUAUUGGCCACUGGCUGGAGAUGAUCGGGGGUUAUAAUUUAAAAACAGCUGGAGGAUCAAAGUUAUGCAGCCUUGCCCUGCAUCGUGAAUGGUACAAAUCAUACCAGGAGUUAAGAGAAUGUAUAUUAAAUGGAGUAUAUCUAUUUGUUUCUUCAGGCCAAUUCUUGUAAUUGUUUUUUGUAAUUGCAAAUUGUUGUAAUGUGUUAACUUUUUCGCUGUCAUUUAUUUUAACUAAUGUUUUUAAUUUCCUGUUGUCAUUUAUUUUGUUUUGCUGUAAACUGCCCAGAGACAUAUGUUCUGGGCGGUAUAAAAAUAUGUUAAAUAAAUCAAUCAAUCUGA